UGUCGAUCUCUGCAGCGAGCACCGAAAGCUCAUCGCAACGUCCACCUCCAGCCCAGUACCCAGUCACCCAGCCGUCACCGCCUCCAGCCCCCCGCCACCCACAGCCCAUGUCAGCAAACACACGACUCUGAGGACCGCCACCACAUCAGACCACAGCGGGAAAUCGGCGGGAAAGGAGGCGUUCAUUCCAUCGGCGGCUCACAGAGCACCUCCUAUUCAGUCCACACUCACUCCCGAGCGCAACUGCAGCACCCAUUCGCCAUCCCGCGCAUCCAACGGCCAUUCCGCGCAGGCCAUGAGCCAGCCACCAUCUCCUCGCUCUACCCAGAGCCGCGUCCCUCCAUCCUCAGCCGCCUUUCUCCAGCAGCUCCACAGCGACCCCUCCUCAAACCACAUCACCCUCUCCAAUCACCGUGUUACCGCCCCACACUCUUUAGUGGUCCCCCUCGAGCCUACGGUCAGCGACACUCCUCAUGGCUUCGCGCCCCAACGUGCGCAUACCAGCCCAGUAUCGCCCAUGGCGGGGCCAUCCGUCUUGAGCAGUCUGGGCAGGAAGCCAUCAAAAAGGGGCAGGCCGAAAACUGCUCCUUCCAGACCCGAAGACGGUGCUGCUCAAACAGGGUAUGAAAGUCCAGAGCUUCCAGAUUCGAUACCUCCCCAGCCAGAGCCUGUCGGAAUGCCUGCUACCGAUGCAGACACAUGUUUGAACAUGCUUGCUGCAGAAGAGGGCCUCGCCCCUGCAAUGGACGCAUUGGCGGUGUCCAAUGAACCCAAAACAUAUAUAUUGGGGAGGGCGGGUUCCCUGACGGGCACACCAGAGUCGCAAACAGGUCACAGUCGCCCUACUAUACCGACCGGCAUGAACUGGGCCAUGUUCUCACAGGCCUAUUCGCAUGGCCUGUUUGACCCGAACAAGGUGCCAAACCCCCCGUCAGCCUCCACCACUCCCAAUACCACCGAUCUUCAUUCCACGCGGUCAUCACCAGGUCAACAAUAUGCUAUGCCACCCAGCGUACCCCGCCGACUUGUAGAGCCCAGCAGCAGCUCUGACGACUAUAGCUCAAAGAGCUCCAAAGGCUCCAAGGGAUCGACUAUGACCUCUGUGAGCUCGGCGCCGUCAACUUCUUCCGCAAGUUUUUCUUCGAACAGCCGUCCAAUGUCUAUGUCUGCUUCACUGGCGGCGCGGAAAAAGGCGUUUGAACUGGAACAUCUCCCUCUACGCCCCAAUGCGCCCGUCAUUGGCACCGACAAACUGGCACUUCCCUCGUACUCUCUCGCUGCUGCUACCGUCAGGAUGGCAUCUACGAGCUUUCUUAACGAUUUUUCUCCGCUGGCGAUACCCAGCCCUGAGCGAGAGCUCGUUGAUCCGAUGGCCAGUGUGACAACGGGUGAUACAGACAGCAUGCGGCAGGACAGCGCCAGCUCUGACCCUGGGUCUUCACGCUUUCCUCUGCAUCAUAGCAUGUCCAGUGCCGCGAACCCUUACACCAGCGGUCUGCGGCUGCCGACGAUUCAGGCGAGUCCCGUCAGCACCCCUCUCGAAGGGCCACACCGCCCAAAAAUAAAAGAGAGGUCGCCACCCAGGGUUCGGCACGGCUUGGUCGACAAGAGCAAGCUUCCCGUCGCCUCUGCGCCCUUAGAAAAAACGAUCGUCACGGAACAUGCCACAGACUAUUUCGGAGCUGCGGCUACCGCUACGUCGCCUCCCGAGACAAACUCUACAUCGUCUACAGUCACCGACAAUACACCUAAACCACCACUCAACUCGACAGCCACGUCCACCCAACAAGUCCCACCCCUGACGGCCUCUUCUCAAAAAGUGCCGCUACCCGCAGUGCCCGUCCCAUCAGAUAUGGCCACUAUCUACGAACAGUACGGAUGGCUACCAGCCCCGGUGCCGCCAGAUGAGAUCGCGAGAAGAAGGGCGUUGUACAGAUUCAACAUCUUGAAUACUGCGGCCGAUAUCAAUUUCAAUCGGAUAGCACACAUGGCGAAACUGGUGUUCAACCCGAAAAUCGUGCUGUUGACCCUGAUCGACAGUGAUCAGCAGUGGUACAAAACGGGUAGUGGUGUUGGUAUGGGAUCAGAUAGGGGGGAGAGAGUGUCGAGUAUCUGUAGUCACGCGAUUCUACCCAGAUCGGACGAGCCAUUUGUGGUCUUGGAUACCAGCCAAGAUUGGCGAUUCGAAAACAACCCCAAUGUUGUAGGCCCCCCGCAUGUCCGCUUCUACGCUGGUGCCCCUCUUCGGACAUCGGACGGACACAACAUUGGAACUCUUUGCAUCAUCGACGACAAACCACGAUCAGAGUUUACACCACGUUCACGCCUGAUAUUGAAAGAGUUUGCAGCUGUUGCUAUGCGAGAGAUGGAGCUGUGGCGAGACAAGCUACAAUUGCGUGUACGCGACAAGAUUCAAACCUCUAUGGAGAAGUUUACUCGCGAAUGUUUGGAAAUGGAUACUGCAUCUGCCAGCUCCAACGCCGACGCCGCAGCCAAGAUGGAUCAAGUCUACUCCCGAGCUGCCCAAUUGGUAUGCUCGACCAUCGGCCUCGACGGUUGCUUCAUUCUUGAUACCGGUCAGAUUGAGACGAUCACAACAGAUACGCCCGAAGGCAAAAAAGUCACCUAUCGCGCCAACCCGUACAGCGCCGAGCAUACGUCCCCGGUACUCGAGAGAAGCGAGGCGUAUGGUCCGGUAAACCCCUUCCCUGUGCUCGCUGCUGUACCCCCUGUACCUCCCACACGGGCUCUCUCUUCCUACGAACACGAAAAGCUUUCAGAGUUUCUGGAAAACCACAGAGACGGGCGUAUAUUUGAAGGCACAGCGCCUCUCUGGAUCAGGUACAUGUUCCCCUCCAAAUUUCGCUUCGGCAUGGCAGUUCCCAUCUUUGGAGUGGACCAGCAUCCUUUUGCGAUGAUUUGUGCCUAUACUGCCAACCCAGAGAAGCAGUUCCUGGAAGGGUACGAGCUACAAUUCCUUCGAGCCAUUGGUGUCAUCAUCCUCUCUGCGGUUCUACGUCGGCGUAUGGUGAUGGCAGACAAGACAAAGAGUAUCCUUAUCUCUUCUGUCAGUCACGAGCUGCGAACGCCUCUGCACGGGAUCCUUGCUUCCGCCGAGCUCCUCAGUGAUACCCCACUCGAUUCCAAUCAGCUGUCUUUCCUUAAAACGGUCCAAACUUGUGGUAAUUCUCUUAUCGAGACCGUCAACCACGUCCUUGACUUUACAAAGUUGAGUGGUGGCAAUAGCAAUAAGACCACCGCAACAGACCUUGACAGGGUCAAUUUGGCGUCGUUGGUAGAGCAGACCGUUGAAGGAUGUUGGAUUGGCCAAAGAGCCAGACUGUUUUUGGGCGAUAACGACAUCGGGAGUUUCUACGCUCCCCCGUCUUCAGCGGGCUACGUGCCCAAGUCUCAGCGGACUGCCACUGAGGAGUCGCUGUCGUAUGUGGAAACAGUCAUUGAUAUCGAUCUCAGACAAAAGGGAUGGAAUGUUCGCUGUGAAAAGGGUGGUCUCCGUCGAGUGCUCAUGAACCUGGUCGGCAAUUCAUUCAAAUUUACCAAGGAUGGCUAUGUUCAAAUUUCCCUUCGCGAAAUGCCCCACCCGCCCAAUGCCAGCAAAAUCCCUAUCGAGAUGACUGUCAUUGACACCGGCAAAGGUAUUGGCAAGGAUUUUCUCAAGGAUCAGCUUUUCCACCCAUUCUCUCAAGAGAAUCCUCUUCAAACUGGUACUGGUCUGGGUCUAGCUAUUGUUAAUUCCAUCGUUCGAUCGGAAAGUGUCAAUGGUAAAGUCGACGUUUGGUCAGCCGAGGGAGUCGGAACAGAGAUCAAGGUCACUUUCGAAGCCGAAGUCAUCGACGAGGACGACGGAGACGUUGCCGUGUCGUCAAGCUCGUCUGUCGCGUCGAAUAACACGGCGAUAUCGACAUUCGGUCGCGGCAUCUCUACUGCUUUCGUCUCUUUCCUUCCAGGGCACCAAGGCCACAUGCUUUUGUGCGAGGUUCUCAUUCGCUACGUCAACUAUUGGCAAUUUGAAGUGAAGGACGCUUCCUCAGCCGACAUAAUCAUCAUCAACGACGACGAUGAAGACCUGGAGAGUUUCAGCAAAUCGCAGAAGCCUCUGAUCUGCUUGGCAGUUGGAAGAAAGUUUGGUACCAGCAGAGUCGUCGAAUCCAUCAAUAGGAGCGGUGGCUUCUGUCGUGUGGUAUUCAAACCUGUCGGUCCUACGGCUCUCCAGAAAGCACUCGUUGAGGCGUCAGAGUGGAUAGAAGAACGGGACCAGAGCGGGGAGCGCGAUCCUGUUGGAGAUCAUCUUCAUCUCAGCAUUGGAAGAGAGAACGUUGUGGACAGGCCUUCAUUUUCACGCGGAUCCUCCGGUGCCAGUCAGGAUUCUGCGUCCACGAUCAGCGGGAUUUCCUCCAUGGUAUCUAUGCCGAGGCCUCACAUCCCGCAAAGCAAUUCCAGAUUGCCUCUACAGCGCCGUAGGUCUGAAGAGAAUGAGCAAGCGCCCAGAAGGCCUAGCAUGGCGCCUCGCGGCAUGACCUUCCACAGCUCUCGUCGCAUCGUCACGCCGGGUCUAAGCGAUACUCCUUUGUCGUCGCCUACGUUGAGUCAAGACUCUCCUACCUCGACACUGUCGACCAUCUCGCUGGCAGACGGGGGAGUCAUGUUGAAGGCUGCAGCUGUCUUGUCUGGGACGCCAAGGAAGGAGAGAAAGGGUAGAGUGAUGGUUGUGGAAGACAACGCCAUAAACCGAAGAGUAUUGGCCGCGUUUCUGAGGAAGAAGGGAUUCGAGUACGCAGAGGCGGUAGAUGGUCAAGAAGGUGUCGAUCUCUUUGAGUCUUCGCCCCCAAAUACCUGGGACGUCGUUCUCAUGGACAUAACCAUGCCAAUUCUAAACGGCCAUCAGGCUACUCGCGCCAUCCGCCGUAUCGAAGCUCUUCGUCGGAACAAUCUAUCGGACAUUCCCAUGGUCCCACCGCCUGGCCGGCCGGUGACCAUACCACCACAGAAAAUUGUGCAGGCGAGAACCAAGAUCUUUGCUUUGACCGGACUUGCCACGCCAGAUGACAAGAGGGAGGCGUUCGGGAGUGGGGUUGACGGAUAUCUCGUAAAACCUGUAUCAUUAGCUAGUCUGGACAUCAUCCUGAGGAAAAUCGGGUUCUGAGCUUCAGUCAUCAUUUGUGCCGCCAUCUACUUAUACCACAUUUCAACGCAUACCCAUUUCAUUCUAGUACUUCUCAUCUCUUCUUCUGAAUCCAACACCAAUUUGUACUCUGUACUGUACGAUGGAGCAGUCGGAGCCAUUCUAUUUACUUUUAUCACUGGUUGAUGGUUUCUUCUUUGCAUGGGCGCUUCAUUCUCCGGGAAACACAUAGAGAUAUAACAGUUGAGACAUAUACCAAAAAGUGUAAUGCAGAGAGCUGUUUUGUCAAGUCA
Messenger RNA from Cryptococcus amylolentus CBS 6039, 5436 nucleotides. RefSeq lists its product as hypothetical. The transcript is spliced from 9 exons. NCBI's taxonomy places the organism in Eukaryota, Fungi, Basidiomycota, Tremellomycetes, Tremellales, Cryptococcaceae. Gene Ontology annotation, molecular function: protein binding; histidine phosphotransfer kinase activity; phosphorelay sensor kinase activity. Gene Ontology annotation, biological process: phosphorelay signal transduction system; protein autophosphorylation. Bases 296 to 5164 code for a protein of 1622 amino acids. The record is from RefSeq and is a predicted model, not a curated record.